Molecule: messenger RNA, 1389 nt
Organism: Eremothecium sinecaudum
Lineage: Eukaryota; Fungi; Ascomycota; Saccharomycetes; Saccharomycetales; Saccharomycetaceae
Gene: ARP9
Product: Arp9p
Exons: 2
Coding region: 1-1389 (462 amino acids)
Source: RefSeq, a predicted model, not a curated record
AUGCCGCCCUUGCGCCAAGAUAGCUAUUUCAUUGUAUACCCUCGUUCUAGAACAACUCUAGUUCAAUUUGGUAUUGGCGAAGAGACUUUUGUUCCUCCAAAAUGGGAAAUACCAACUAAGAUCUACAGGGGUAGUAACGGCGAAUUUACUAGUAAGGAGACGAAUGAUGUAGUCUAUCCAAUUGUUAACGGUAAGAUUACUGAUUUAAAUGCAUUUCUUUACUUCUUGAAGCUACUUUAUAAGUCAGUUCUCAAGCAGGUGCUCAAGGAUGAUGCUGAGAAUUGGGAUAUGCUGGCUGCAAAUAUUCCGAUGUUCAUGUUAACUAAUUAUGCUUGGUCGCAAUACGAAACUGAAGCAAUUACUCAAUAUGUGUUUGAAAAAUUGAAAUUGAAUAACCUCAUGCUUGUGCCAGCGUCGCUUGCGACCACUUACGCGUUCGGUUAUAUUCAGAAUUGUGUUGUUAUUGAUAUAGGUGCUACCCAUACUGAUAUUGUACCUAUUGUUGAUUAUACGCCCUUGGAUCAUCUAGCCUACAGCGCAGACAUUGGAGGAGAUGCAAUUAAUGCAAAGCUAGCUUCGUUACUUCCAGGAUGGAGCCCUGAACAGAUCGAGGAUUUAAAGAGAUCUCCCAUAUUUGAAGUGCUGUCGAAAGAUGCCAAGACGUUGUCUAAGUUCAAUUUUGAUGAAGACCCAGAUGAAGGCAGUGAUGAAGGAGCUCUCGAUGUUGCUGCCAUUGUUACAUCUAAUCGUGACACAAGAGAAAUUUUAGAAGAAAGGGAAAGGAGCAAGAAUAAAGAACAAGUGUCAAAUAGUCAGCUAGAAAGAAAUACCUUUGUUGAUAGAACUGGGAAGGAAAUUGUGGUGGAAAAACAAAGAUUUCAGGGUUGCGAUAAUCUAAUAAAGAAAAUAUCCACUGCUUGUGGCAUGGUGCUCGCGCAAAUUGGGGAGAUAGCAAAAUACAAAUCGAUAUGGGAGAAUGUCCUUAUUACCGGUGGGGUUACCAGCAUUGCCGGUUUUAAAGAAGCUCUAUUAACCCAGUUAUGUGAAGAUCAUUUAAUUAUGGAGCCUGACGGCGAAAGGCAGCAAAGAGAAGAGUCAUUUUUGGCCAAGAAUAUUCAAAAACAUAGAAAGAACAAGUAUAUGGGGAUUGGUACGCCAAGUGGCUUUGUGAACACUUUAGAAUAUGUGCAGAGUCCAGUUGUUAUAAAAUCGCCUAAAUUCCCAGAGUAUUUUACUGAAUGGAAAAAACACGGUUACAGCGAGGUCACCUUCUUAGGGGCACAAAUGGUGUCUAAGCAAGUUUUUAGUCAUUCGAAUGACUCCUUUUACGUUACCAGAGAAAAAUAUGAAGAGAAGGGUCCUUCUGUAAUAUGGGAUGUCUAUUUCUGA